AUGAAUCUUCGCGCGUAUGACUCGUUGGAUCAGCCACCAGAUUCCGAGGAAACGUCCAAAACGAAGGCCAUAAUUCCGCUUAUUGUAAUAGCACAGAUUUUCGGCUUAGCUGCUGUCGUCACGUGCAUUAUUUGGAUGGGCUACUACAAUGAUGGAUUUGAUUGGGCCGAUUCUGCCUGUGUUUUCAACUACCAUCCCGUCUUCAUGGUGCUGGGACUCAUCUUCUGUUUCGGUGAUGCGAUGCUGAUCUAUCGUGUUUUCCGCUUCCUGCCAAAACUUCCCCUCAAGGCAGUCCACGCUGUUUUAAUGCUGCUAAGCCUCCUUUUUUCUGUGGUUGGACUGAAGUCUGCAUUUGAUUCUCACAAUCUUCGCGCCAUCCCCAAUAUGUACAGCCUCCAUAGCUGGAUUGGACUGGUCACUAUUAUCCUGUUCUCGCUGCAGUGGGUUAUUGGUCUAGUAACCUUCCUGGUUCCAUCAAUACCUUUGAGAUUGAGAGCCACGAUUCUACCCCUACACACAUCAAUGGGCCUUUUUCUCUUCUGCUGCGCUAUUGCUGCGUGCAUAUCCGGCAUCACUGAAAAGAACUUCUUCGGUGGCGAUACGUAUAGGCUUAUUACAUGCUUUUUUGCAGCAGGCCUCAGUCCCAUAGCGUUUCGACGGAUGAUUUCCCGUUUAGACGAGAGCGUGUAUAAGUGUGCGUUCACAAACAUAUUGCUUUUUUGUUCGAACAACUAUUACGCCAAUUCUAGGUACUCGAAUUUGCCGAUCGCCUCAAUGCUAUCCAACUUUAUGGGGAUCUUUAUAGUUGUUUUUGGCGGAAUCAUUUUCUACAUCGUCCACAGGCAUGACUACCGCAGAUUGGAGCCCCAGAGAGCUAAUGAGAGGGGCUUUGCAUCUCUUGAUUAA
This is a messenger RNA of Mesocestoides corti, 906 nucleotides long. Lineage: Eukaryota; Metazoa; Platyhelminthes; Cestoda; Cyclophyllidea; Mesocestoididae. The record is from the annotation of a GenBank genome assembly.